AGCGAGUAAAGGAGCAGAUCGGCUCUCCCUCCCCCUUGCUCCCUCCCAUCUUCCCACCCUGGCUGGGCACAGUCCAUAGAGAAGCUGCAGGCCUUCAGAGAGGACCCACAUAGCCUCCUGUAGGUGGCAACAGUGCCACCUGUUUGACUGGUGGGACUGAGCCAAGGACUGGAAGAGGGAGGAGGCAUACAACUUGGAGAGGAGCUGGGAAAGCAGUGCAGUGCAAAUCGGAGAGCAGAGCAGAGCUGCCGCUGAGAAAAGGCCCUCGCCAUGGCCGAGUCCCCUGGCUGCUGCUCUGUAUGGGCCCGCUGCCUCCACUGCCUGUAUAGCUGCCACUGGAAGAAAUGCCCCAAAGAGAGGAUGCAAACCAGCAAGUGCGACUGUAUCUGGUUUGGUCUGCUCUUCCUCACCUUUCUCCUCUCCCUGGGCUGGCUGUACAUCGGGCUCAUCCUCCUCAAUGACCUGCACAACUUCAAUGAAUUCCUGUUCCAACACUGGGGACACUGGAUGGACUGGUCCCUGGCAUUUCUGCUGGUCAUCUCUCUACUGGUCACAUACGCAUCCCUGCUAUUGCUCCUGGCCCUGCUGCUGUGGCUCUCUGGCCAGCCUCUGCAUCUGCACAGUAUCCACAAGGUGCUGCUGCUCCUCAUUAUGCUUCUUGUGGCCACUGGCCUUGUGGGACUGGACAUCCAAUGGCAGCAGGAAUGGCAUAGCUUACAUCUGUCACUGCAGGCCACAGCCCCAUUCCUUCAUAUUGGAGCAGUUGCUGGCAUCACCCUCCUGGCCUGGCCUAUGGCUGAUACCUUCUACCAUAUCCACCAAAGAGGUCCCAAGAUUCUGCUACUAUUCCUAUUUUUUGGAGUUGCCUUGACCAUCUACCUGGCCCCUCUGUGCAUCUCUUCACCCUGUAUCAUGGAACCCAGAGACUUACCCACCAAGCCUGGGCUGGUGGGACACCGAGGGGCCCCCAUGCUGGCACCCGAGAACACCCUGAUGUCCCUGAGGAAGACAGCCGAAUGUGGAGCUGCUGUAUUUGAGACUGAUGUGAUGGUCAGCUCUGACGGGAUCCCCUUCCUUAUGCAUGACGAGCACCUCAGCAGGACCACGGAUGUGGCCUCUGUGUUCCCAACCCGAAUCAGUGCCCACAGCAGCGACUUCUCCUGUGCUGAACUGAAGAAGCUCAAUGCCGGGGCUUGGUUCCUAGAGAGGCAACCCUUCUGGGAGGCUAAGCAGCUGUCAGGCCCUGAUCGGAAAGAGGCUGAGAAUCAGACAGUACCAACACUGGAGGAGCUAUUGAAGGAAGCUGCUGUCCUCAACCUUUCCAUCAUGUUUGACUUGCGCCGCCCCCCACAAAACCACACAUACCAUGACACUUUUGUGAACCAGACACUGGACACUGUGCUGAGUGCAAGGGUGCCCCAAGCCAUGGUCCUUUGGCUACCCGAUGAAGACCGGGCUAAUGUCCAACAACGGGCACCCAGAAUGCGCCAGAUAUAUGGACAGCCAAGAGGCAACAGAACUGAGAGGCCCCAGUUUCUCAACCUUCCCUAUCAAGACCUGCCACUGUUGGAUAUUAAGGCACUGCACAAGGAUAAUGUCUCAGUGAACCUAUUCGUAGUGAACAAGCCCUGGCUCUUCUCCCUGCUUUGGUGUGCAGGGGUGAAUUCAGUCACCACCAACGACUGCCAGCUCCUGCAGCAGAUGCAUUACCCUGUCUGGCUUAUUCCCCCUCAAACCUACCUAAUGAUGUGGAUCAUUACCAAUUGUGUCUCUACCCUGCUGCUUUUGUGGACCUUCCUCCUCCAACGGAGAUGUGCUAAGGAGAAAGAGAGAACUGGCUUUGAAACAGCAGUGCUGCUGACCAGGAUCAACAACUUCAUAAUGGAGUGAAUGCUCUUCCCUGGAUCCCCACCAGCCAGAGUCUGGGGCUGUCUGCACUGGACAACAGCAAGGAAGGGAGAGUGAACAAGGCAGACUGUUGGUGGGGUUGAGGUGGGGUAAACUUUACCGAUUAGAGGUUCUGAACUUUAAGGACCCACUGUCCAGAUAGUGGGUAUGCUCCAAGCUUCCAUGGAAUCUACUCCCCUUGAGCUUUUUGAUCUGAGGUGGUUGGGAAGACAGUGAAUCAUGAGAAGUUUCUCCCCAAAUGAAACUGGAACAGAGGAAGUGAAAAGGAGAUUGCCAAGAUGAUGUUUCAGACCUGUAUGCACGUGUUCCUGUGUAGAAGGAACAGUUGAGGAGGAACUGAAGGAGAUGACAAAAGGCCUUUCCUAGAGAACUUUAAGAUGAUGGAGACACCAACCCACUCCAUUAACUGUCUCCCCUGACGCCUGCAAUUUAGCUGCUUUCUUGCCCAGAUGCUGGGGGCUAAAGAGCCCAUCUAGCUAGGGAAUUCUGUGCCUACAGGUGGCUUUUUGCUGUGCACAGCCUUUUCUUCAAAAAAGGUUGGUUCAUGUAUCUUGCCUGUUAAUCUGUUAUUCAAUGAAUUUAAUUCCUAUCGGU
Molecule: messenger RNA, 2502 nt
Organism: Manis javanica (Malayan pangolin)
Lineage: Eukaryota; Metazoa; Chordata; Mammalia; Pholidota; Manidae
Gene: GDPD2
Product: glycerophosphodiester phosphodiesterase domain containing 2
Biological process (GO): lipid metabolic process
Cellular component (GO): plasma membrane
Molecular function (GO): glycerophosphodiester phosphodiesterase activity
Source: RefSeq, a predicted model, not a curated record